CGUUCACCUCUCUGUUCUCUCUCCUCCUUUAUUCGCCGGGAAGCUCGCAAAGACGUUGGCCAACUUCUCAUCAAACUUCCUUAAUCACGUUCACCUUAGUGACGAUCUGAGAUCUCUAAGGCCACUCGUCAAGCUCCGAAAAUUCGAGGUUUAAAGAAUCUCUCAUUUGCUGAUUGAUUCACAAUGGAGACGGAAUCUUCGGAUCAAUCGAAAGAGACACAAACGUCGUCGCUUAUAACCGGAUUCCCUGACGAUAUCUUGAAUCUCUGCUUAGCUAGAGUUCCAAGAUCACACCACAUGUCCAUGAAAUGCGUUUCCAGGAGAUGGAGAGAUUUCGUAUGCAGUGAUGACUUCUGUGACUAUCGCAACAAGUUCAACUUAUCUGAGUCUUGGAUCUACGCACUGUGCCGCAACGCAUCUGGCCGUGUCUUCUUACAAGUUCUGAAUCCCUCUAAAAGAGCGUGGAGAAGAGUCAGUGAGGUUCCUCCACAUGUCACUUUUAGAGACGGUAUGGGUUUUGCAGUGUUGGGUAAGAGAUUGUUUGUGUUGGGUGGGUGUGGUUGGUUAGAGGAUGGUACUGAUGAUGUUUAUUGCUAUGAUGCUGCGUUGAACACUUGGAUUCACUUACUUCCUCCUCUUUCAACGAAAAGAUGCUUCUUUGCUUGUGAGACUCUGGAUGGGAAAGUUAUGGCGAUUGGUGGGUUAGGAGUGAAUUCGAAAGCUUCACAGACUUGGGACAUCUAUGAUCCUUUAAAGAAAGCAUGUGUAUCCUGCUCAGACGCGAAUGUUGUCCGUGAUAUCGAAGAUUCAUUUGUAAUGGAUGGGAAGGUCUAUGUUCGUGGUGGUGCUGGAUCUUCAGCUGCAGUCUAUGAUGGGUCCACCGGGGUUUGGAAACGUGUGGAUGAUGAUAUGGCGGCGGGAUGGCUAGGUCCAGCAGUUGUUGUAGGAGAUGAUCUCUAUGUUUUGGAUCAGAGUUUUGGAGCUACGCUAACAAUGUGGUGCAAGGAAACGAGGAUGUGGAUUCGUAUAGGGAAGCUAUCUCAGUUGGUUAUGACGCAACAAUGUCGGCUUGUUUCUAUUGGAAGUAAUGUCUAUGUGAUUGGUAAGGAUUGCUCUACUGUGGUGAUUGAUGUUGAGAAUGUGAGGAAGACGAUGAUGAAUGGAGUAAUGGUGUGUUCUUCUAUACCCAAGACUUGGGAUGAUCAUAUUGAUGUUAUUUGCUGUAAAUCUAUAGCUAUAUAAUGUUUAACGCUCUACUGUUGAUCCUUGCAACCUGUUUAUGUUUCUCAUGUAAAAUCACAAGCCUUUGUGAUUCAGGCGAGACUGUCAUUCUGGUUUGUAUAUAACACAACAAGAUACAAUCAAAAUCAAGAAAGCUUUGGUUCUUGCAAUGUAGCAACCAGCUCCAUCA
Molecule: messenger RNA, 1411 nt
Organism: Eruca vesicaria subsp. sativa (arugula)
Lineage: Eukaryota; Viridiplantae; Streptophyta; Magnoliopsida; Brassicales; Brassicaceae
Source: the annotation of a GenBank genome assembly